AGCUAACAUGUGACUUGCUGUGAUGACGACUAGCCACUAGCCGUUCAUGUUUAUAGUCAUCCUGUUUUAGGUUUCUAGUCCGAGUUAAUCACAUUUGUUCCGGUGUUAUGGUGAUUUAACCUCUUAAUAACGUUCAUCUUAAACCCCGUGUGGAUACGUGACGGAUGACGUGGUGAUUUUAACAUAUUAAACGCCGUGUUUACAGACAGAUAGCUAGUUAGCUUGCCAUGCUAGCAACAACGUUCCUGUGUGUUAGCCACUCAGCUAGCUGGAUAUAAACAACACUAACAGCUUUAAAGGAGAACUAAAACACUAAGUACAGGAUGUCUAUUCAGUAUGCGGAUGAGGAGCCCACGUUAAGUGGGAGUUAUGAUGCUCGGGAUUCGUUUCCUAAGAGUUUUGGUUAUGGAGUGGAGGAGGAAGGUGAUGAGGAGGAGGAGAACUCUUCAUCAGCUGACAAACCCAGGAUACUGCUGAUGGGACUGAGGAGGAGUGGCAAGUCAUCUAUUCAGAAGGUUGUAUUCCACAAGAUGUCCCCGAAUGAGACGCUGUUCCUCGAGAGCACCAACAAAAUCCACAAGGACGACAUCUCCGCCACCUCCUUUGUCAACUUCCAGAUCUGGGACUUCCCCGGCCAGGUGGACUUCUUCGACCCCUCGUUUGACAGCGAGAUGAUCUUCAACGGGACCGGCGCUCUGAUCUUCGUCAUCGAUGCUCAGGAUGACUACGUCGAGGCUCUGGGGCGGUUACAUCUCACUGUAUCCAGAGCCUACAAAGUGAAUCCACGCAUCAACUUCGAGGUGUUCAUCCAUAAAGUAGACGGUCUGUCAGACGACCACAAAAUAGAAACACAAAGGGACAUUCACCAGAGGGCCAACGAUGAUCUGGCAGACGCCAGCCUGGAGAGGCUUCACCUCAGCUUCUACCUAACCAGUAUCUACGACCACUCCAUAUUCGAGGCCUUCAGCAAAGUCGUCCAGAAGCUCCUUCCUCAGUUACCGACGUUGGAGAACCUUUUGAACAUUUUCAUUUCUCAUUCUGGGAUCGAGAAAGCCUUCCUGUUUGAUGUUGUUAGCAAGAUUUACAUCGCCACAGACAGCUCCCCCGUGGACAUGCAGUCCUACGAGCUCUGCUGCGAUAUGAUAGAUGUUGUCAUCGAUGUCUCCUGCAUUUACGGGCUGAUGGAGGACGGCAGCGGCUGUGCCUAUGACAACGAGUCUUUGGCUAUCAUCAAGCUCAACAACACCACCGUGCUUUAUUUGAAAGAGGUCACAAAGUUCCUCGCUCUCGUCUGCAUCCUCAGAGAGGAGAGCUUCGAGAGGAAAGGUUUGAUAGAGUACAACUUCCAUUGUUUCCGAAAAGCCAUCCACGAGGUGUUUGAAGUCGGCGCCUCGCCUCAAGACGUACGCUCGUCCAGCAACAACCUGAAGGGCCUAAAGUACGCAGCGGUGAACGGAAACGCCGUUUAAAGGGGCAUGAAGAUGUGCGUGAUUCCUGAAGUGCGGCACGACGUGGAGAGAUCGUAUGAAAGCCUCCUGUCAAACACAUGUUGCCUUUUACUGUGUGCAACUGAAUGUGAAUCAGUCAGAGCCGCAGCUGAUGAACUGAGCUUAUGCCAAAUGUCUAAAAAAAAAAGUGGCUCCUACUUUCUGCACAUUUAUCGGUAUUUAAAUGUCAGCUAUGUUUACCUUCUUGGCCAGUUAACUCUGUGUAUUCUGCAACAUAAAAAUACUUCUGAUCCACUUUAAAUACUUGUGAGCAAAAAGCUCCAUUGACUCGAGCUCAGACUGUAUUUCCAUGAACUAAACUUUACGGUAUAAACUUCUUUCAUGCUCCUGCACAUUUUACUUUGAAAUAUUGAGUGCUGUAAAUGGAUUUAAUCCCCAGUAUGGAAGCACAGUGUUUGUUUUACUGUGUAUUUUCUGUUGAUAAUGACUCAUGAGACCAGCGACCGGUGCUCUGCUCAGGAUCCCCGCAGACCAGCACUGUGCCAGUUACACCAUUAGAGCCUUUGGUUUGAUUUAACAGCAUGUUGGUCUUAAUGGAGUCUGGAAAUAACGGAUGAACCUGCCACGCCUGCUCACAGUCCGACUCGUUGUAGCUUGUGAUGAACGUUUUGACCAAAUUUACUCCACAGAGAUUCAGUUUGUGGCGGUUUGUGUUUUGCUUUUCUGUGCGAGCGUUGAAUAAUAUUUUCAGAGAUUUGUUUUUUAUUAUUGUACAUAAGUCUUUAAUAAAAUAUGUUUCAUAUUU
Sebastes umbrosus (honeycomb rockfish) is the source of this 2253-nucleotide messenger RNA. RefSeq names its product Ras-related GTP binding Cb (gene rragcb). The transcript has 7 exons. Gene Ontology annotation, cellular component: lysosome; nucleus; Gtr1-Gtr2 GTPase complex. Lineage: Eukaryota; Metazoa; Chordata; Actinopteri; Perciformes; Sebastidae. Gene Ontology annotation, biological process: positive regulation of TOR signaling; cellular response to amino acid stimulus; regulation of autophagy. The record is from RefSeq and is a predicted model, not a curated record. Gene Ontology annotation, molecular function: GTP binding; GTPase activity. Bases 324 to 1469 code for a protein of 381 amino acids.